AUGGCGGUCUCCUUCGGUGAUUUGUCGACCCCUGAUGGUCUGAAGCAGCUUGAUGAGUACCUCCUCACCCGCAGCUACAUCUCCGGCUUCCAGGCGUCGCGCGAUGACCUUACGGUCUACAGCGCUAUCAAGACGUUCCCCAAGGGCUACACCAAUGCGGCCCGGUGGUACACGCACAUCAAGGCGCUGCUCGGCUCGAACUUCUCCGGUCCCGGCGUGGGUGUGGUGAUCGGCGGUGCUGCUCCUGCGGCCGCCGCUCCCACUGCAUCUGUCGCCACUCCUCCCGCAGCCGAGGCCAAGCCCGCUGAGGACGAGGAGGACGACGACGAUCUGGAUCUGUUCGGCGAGGCCACGGAGGAGGAGAAGGCCGCCGCGGCCGAGCGUGAGGCGAAGGCGGCCGCGUCGGGCAAGAAGAAGGAGAGCGGCAAGUCGUCGGUGUUGCUGGACGUGAAGCCGUGGGACGACGAGACGGACAUGGCCAAGCUCGAGGCGGCCGUGCGCAAGGUGCAGAUGGACGGCCUUCUCUGGGGUGCCUCCAAGCUGGUGCCCGUCGGGACCACCUGCAGCAGGGCGAGGCGGCUGAGUACAUUCAGAGCUGCGACAUUGUGGCCUUCAACAAGAUCUAAGGAAGCAGGCUGGAUACUGUGCGACCACGUGCUGUGCGGUUUUUUGUCCGUGCGUCCUAGUGGGGCGAACAUCAGAAAUCGUCACCGACGGGGACUCAGAUGCGACGACAUCGUGCUGUUUAUUCUUCCUAUUCCAAUUAGUAAUGCUCGGAUGCCUAUAUUCUCAAGGUAA
Closterium sp. Naga37s-1 is the source of this 798-nucleotide messenger RNA. Lineage: Eukaryota; Viridiplantae; Streptophyta; Zygnematophyceae; Desmidiales; Closteriaceae. The record is from the annotation of a GenBank genome assembly.